UAAAAACAUUUUACCUUUUGAAUCAAAAAUAUCCCUCACACUUGCGAUCAAAACUUAAGCCCAAUCCUUGUUCCAUUCCAAAAAUAGAAUAAAACCCAAUCCUGAAUCCACGAAUGGAAACAAGAAACGGUCACUCUGAUCAAAGACCGCGACAAAAUCGAAAUGGGUGUCAUGUCGUUCUCAGUCUUCUCACUCACGCAAUCCUAUCUUCUGGGAGACAGUAAUUGGAACACUCCGUUCAACCAUUGUGAUUGCUCAUUUUAGGGAGAAAUGUAUAAACAAACCGCCAUGGAAUUCUGAGAAAGAAGACUGUUGCUUUGCUUUGUCGAAAACAAAUCCAGUGCUGCCUGUUCUUCUCAUCUUAUAGUUUAUUUAGCAUCACGAGAACCGUCAAAUCAGAUCGUUUCUUCAAAACCCAGACUUGCUUUUGUUGAGAUAUGAUUCCAUCUUAUAGUAGCUUCUCUUAGGUUCUUGUCUCUGGUAGAAAUCGAAAGAGACACGUCCAAGAGGAGAGGACAAGUGGUAGGCUAAUCGUUUUGCCACGUUCUUCUCAUGUUGACACACUCACUACUGCUUAGCUUAACUCUUAUCAAUUAACCAGAAAAAGCCUGAUGAAAUUGCAAUCCCUUCUUCUUUUUUCAUGGUUAGUUUCAUUGUCUUGCGCUUUCUGAUUUCAUAAUUCUUGGACGCUCUGGGUUCUUUGAGUUAUAAAGAAACAGAGAAACUUACUAACUAGGCAAACCGUGGCUGAGAUGGUGGAGCCAAGCAGUGCUGAGUAUGUGGAAUUGGGAGAACGUUCUUCCCCCAAACUAGAUAAGUACCAAAAGGUUUCUAUUAUACCCCUUGUUUUCUUGAUCUUCUAUGAGGUCUCUGGGGGGCCUUUUGGUGUUGAAGAUAGUGUCCAGGCAGCUGGUCCCCUUUUAGCUCUUCUUGGAUUUUUGCUGGUUCCAUUCAUAUGGAGUAUCCCAGAGGCGUUAAUAACAGCAGAAUUAGGUACAAUGCUCCCAGAGAAUGGUGGUUAUGUUGUCUGGGUAUCAUCAGCUUUGGGCCCUUAUUGGGGUUUCCAACAAGGCUGGAUGAAAUGGUUGAGUGGGGUUAUUGAUAAUGCUUUGUACCCGGUUUUAUUUCUAGACUACCUGAAAUCAGCGAUCCCAGCUUUGGAAGGAGGUCUGCCAAGGACAAUAGCAGUGUUGGUUUUGACCCUGGCUCUCACUUAUAUGAGCUACAGAGGUUUAACCAUAGUGGGUUGGGUGGCAAUAUUACUAGGGGUGUUUUCACUUCUCCCUUUUAUUUUCAUGGGAAUUGUUGCAAUUCCCAAACUGAAGCCUUCAAGGUGGCUUAUGGUAGAACUUGGUAAUAUAGACUGGGGUUUAUACUUAAAUACUCUCUUUUGGAAUCUGAACUAUUGGGACUCCAUUAGCACUCUUGCGGGAGAGGUGGAAAAUCCAAGUAAAACUCUUCCAAAAGCCCUUUUUUAUGCUGUUAUCUUAGUUGUUUUUGGAUACUUUUUCCCCCUUUUGAUUGGUACGGGGGCAAUUCCACUUGAUCGCCAGCUUUGGACUGAUGGAUAUUUCUCAGACAUUGGUAAAAUGCUUGGAGGUGUCUGGCUGCUAACAUGGAUUCAAGCAGCAGCUGCUCUAUCAAACAUGGGAAUGUUCCUUGCUGAAAUGAGUAGCGAUUCUUUCCAGCUUGAGGGAAUGGCAUGUCGAGGGAUGCUUCCUGAGCUCUUUGCAAAGAGGUCUCGCUAUGGAACCCCUCAGGUUGGGAUUUUAUUCUCUGCAACUGGUGUUUUACUACUGUCAUGGUUGAGCUUUCAAGAGAUAGUAGCAGCAGAGAACUUCUUAUACUGUUUUGGAAUGAUCAUGGAGUUUAUUGCAUUUGUGAAGCUAAGGAUAGACCGUCCAGCAGAAUCAAGGCCAUUCAAGAUACCUGUCGGCACGGCUGGAGCAAUUUUAAUGUGUAUCCCCCCUACCCUGUUAAUUCUUGUGGUUUUAGCAUUUGCUUCUCUCAAAGUCAUGGUGAUUAGCAUGGUAGCUGUGAUAAUCGGGCUUGUUGUUGAGCCUUGUUUGAGGUAUUCAGAGAAAAAUAGAUGGUUCAGAUUCUCCAUGAAUGCUGACCUCCAUGAUUUUCAUUCUGCCUAUCACUAGUGUAAUGAAACAUGAUUGGAAAUUGCAAUUUUUCUCUUUUUCAUUUUUCUUUGCGUCUGAAAUGUGAAUGAGCCUUCACUUGUAUAUGCUUUGAAUUUUUUUUAAAU
Molecule: messenger RNA, 2254 nt
Organism: Durio zibethinus
Lineage: Eukaryota; Viridiplantae; Streptophyta; Magnoliopsida; Malvales; Malvaceae
Product: putative polyamine transporter At1g31830
Biological process (GO): transmembrane transport
Cellular component (GO): membrane
Molecular function (GO): transmembrane transporter activity
Source: RefSeq, a predicted model, not a curated record